CUGGAUGCGUCUAAACUGCAGGACAAAUUACAACAACAACAACAACAACAAGAAGAAGCUUAAUCGUUCCCUGCACAACCCACGACCAUGUCCAGACAUCAUUAUCUUGACAGAAUUGUGGGGUCAAGACGAGCGCUGCAUUUUGUGUUCAAAGUUGGUGACAGAUCCAAAACAGCAACGUUUUACCGAGAUGUUCUUGGCAUGAAGAUUUUACGCCAUGAAGAGUUUGAAGAAGGCUGUAAAGCAACUUGUAACGGACCCUACGAUGGGAAAUGGAGCAAGACAAUGGUUGGCUUUGGUCGAGAGGAUGACCAUUUUGUUGCUGAGCUGACAUACAAUUAUGGGGUGGGAGAAUAUCACCUUGGCAAUGACUUCUUGGGGCUAACUCUGCAGUCCAGCAAAGCUGUGAGCAAUGCUAAGCGUCUGGGGUGGCCUCUUACUGAGGUAGGAGAGGCUCUGUAUCUGACACAGGCUCCAGGAGGAUAUCCUUUCUACAUUGUGGACAAAGAGCAGCCUGCCAGUGACCCUGUGCAGAAGGUUUGUCUCGGGGUAUCAGACCUCCAGAGAUCCUCCCACUACUGGACCACACUCUUGGGCAUGAAAGUGAUAGAAAAGAACAAGGAGAAGAAAACUGUAUUGAUGGGAUUUGCAGACUCGCAGUGUAAACUGGAGCUUCAGGAUAUCUCUGGGACCGUUGAUCAUGGAACAGCGUUUGGGAGAAUAGCAUUUUCAUGUCCACGCGAGCAGCUGUCUGACCUUGAAGCUUUGAUGAAAAAAGAAAAUCAGAACAUUCUUACUCCGCUAGUUAGCCUGGACACUCCUGGAAAAGCAACAGUGGAAGUGGUUAUAUUGGCUGACCCAGAUGGACAUGAGAUCUGCUUUGUGGGAGAUGAGUCUUUUAGGCAGCUGUCCAUGGUGGACCCCAAAGGAGAUGAAUUGCUUGAUAAGGCCAUGGAUGAAGACAAGAGCGACGAGUGGUUUGCCAAACACAACAGACAGAAGGCUGCUGCAUGAGAUGAAGGGGCUUGUCUGAAGAAUUGUUUACCGUCUAUUUCUCACCCCUUGAUAUGAUGAUUAGUCUCUGUGCCAGGAACCUGUAUCAUGAAUCUUCUUGUAAUGACAAUUCGACGGUCCUGGGGCAGACAAUAUGAGAUUUAUUAAACCUUGGAAGCUUGCUGUUGGGCAAAUGAAUUUGGAUAUUUUAAUUUGGAUAUUUUCUCUGAUAAACAUCUCUCCUUUUUACAAGAUACAGAGGCGACCCAAUUAAUGCUCAUAAUUAUUGCUGUAAUACUACAAGGCAGCAUUAUUUCUAUUUUAGUUAGUUUUUGGGUAUCUUGAUAAUGAUAAAACAUUUCUACGCACCUUACGAGUGAAUCAUGAUUCAAAUGAUUUAACUGUGUAGUUUGGCACAGUGCCACAACAUGACAUAAUAAUAGAGGCAUGCAGUAUUGUUAAUGGUUUACUUUAGUGACAAUUCUGAAAUUGAUCUUAAUUAUUGCAAAAUCCAACAACAUUUAGUGUACUAUAUCCCUUGUUCAAAUUGGUUAAGACAAAAUACACGAAGCAUCACAAAUGCAAACGGUUGAAUGGUUUCAUCAAUUUAUAAUUUGAUAUGGAGUAAAAGUAAUUACAUUUUAUUUUAAUUUGUACAUUAUUGAGUGAACCAUAUAUUCAUUUAUUAUUAAAUGAUACAAACUAGUAUGUUUGAACUAAACAUUAAUAAUAAGUAAGGGUUUUUUUUUUUUAACAAGGGGAUAUUAUUUUGAAAUUAUGCAGACUUGAGUGUCAAAUAUUAAAGUGUACAACUGUGAAGAAAAAUGACUUCCAGUUCUUUGAUGUGGCAAAAAGAGUAGUCAUGCACUGAACCCUAUCAUUUGUACAAUUACAAGUCUUAUUUCAGAUAAAUAAAUUGAACUUUUCAACUUUGUGAAA
Labrus mixtus (cuckoo wrasse) is the source of this 1932-nucleotide messenger RNA. It is a transcript of the gene glod4, whose product is annotated as glyoxalase domain containing 4. The transcript has 9 exons. NCBI's taxonomy places the organism in Eukaryota, Metazoa, Chordata, Actinopteri, Labriformes, Labridae. Bases 88 to 1014 code for a protein of 308 amino acids. The record is from RefSeq and is a predicted model, not a curated record.